UUGUAUUACUUUCUAGUACGUGAUAUUCGUCGACUAUCAGUUCAAAUUGAGCUCAAUAAUUCAUCAUAUACAAACCGCCAUUGUCAACGUAAAAUUUACAGGGAACAGACAAAGCUAGAUAAUAUGAAUUGCAGUGAAUUCCUCCCCAAUAUAAAUCAGCUUGCUAAUUUAUUGAAACAAGAUGAAGGAGAUAGUUCUGACGAUGACCAGCCGGUGAACGCUACAGCUAAGCUUGGACCAGCAAGUAUAGGUCCAGUAAAACAAAAAGCUCCUACUAACAAGGCACAUUCUGAUGCAAAAAAAGAUAGUAAAGACAUCUGGGAUGUCGAUGAAGUUGAAGAAGGUGCAGAAUUUGAAGAUUUGGAUGAUCCAAGACCACAGCCUGAAUAUGAUAUUGUGUAUAAACAAGCUAUCACAACAGAAGACAUGUUUCUACAGAUGGGAAAUAAAAAUCCCACUACAUCAUCAUGUGAAGAUAUGGUGGUGAAAAUCAAUCUACCAAAUACAAAGAAAUCUGAUGUGGACCUCAAUGUUACAGACAAGUUUUUAGAUAUCAGGUCUCCUAAAUUCAAACUUGGCCUUCAUCUUCCACAUCCUGUGGACAGUAAAACGGGUUCCGCUAAGUGGGAUGCCGACAAGGAGUUGUUAAUAAUUACACUUCGUAUGAAACGAGAGUUUGACUUCAUUAACCAAUGAAGCUGAAUCCAAGAACUGCUGAGUCAUCCAUCACCGCCAUUGUCGAUUUUCCUCAACUUCACAAAAUGUUGAUGAUAUAAG
Molecule: messenger RNA, 777 nt
Organism: Saccoglossus kowalevskii
Lineage: Eukaryota; Metazoa; Hemichordata; Enteropneusta; Harrimaniidae
Product: dynein axonemal assembly factor 6-like
Biological process (GO): axonemal dynein complex assembly
Cellular component (GO): cytoplasm
Molecular function (GO): dynein intermediate chain binding; protein-folding chaperone binding
Source: RefSeq, a predicted model, not a curated record